Messenger RNA from Fusarium oxysporum Fo47, 1224 nucleotides. RefSeq lists its product as uncharacterized. Gene Ontology annotation, cellular component: extracellular region. Bases 1 to 1224 code for a protein of 407 amino acids. NCBI's taxonomy places the organism in Eukaryota, Fungi, Ascomycota, Sordariomycetes, Hypocreales, Nectriaceae. Gene Ontology annotation, biological process: carbohydrate metabolic process. Gene Ontology annotation, molecular function: cellulose binding. The transcript has 4 exons. The record is from RefSeq and is a predicted model, not a curated record.
AUGCGCGUCUCUACUAUCUCCGCCAUCUUCAGCGGCCUCGCCGUCUCUGUCACCGCCCAGUCGGAUCUCGACGGUUCCGUUUGGAAGGCUCUUCUCGCUGAGCCCCAGAGCAAGCGCGGCUUUUCCGACAUGCCUCGCAACCGUCCCGUCAAGCGCCAGUCGGGCUGGAACCCGCCCGCAGACUUGAAAGCUCCCCUCCAGGAGGUCUGGGAGCACUAUGAGAAGACCUACGACGGUGGCCUCGAUGCCAACGUCAACACUGGCUUCCACCAGAUCAUGGCUAACAAAGGGUACCUUAACAUCUGUGUCCGAUGGGACUCUAGCGCCACCAUCACCGAGGCCCAGCGAACUAAGAUCGCCAGUGCCUAUAACGCUCAGUACCAAAAGUGGUUCAAGUGGCUCUACGGCUACAACGGCUUCCCUUAUGACGAGGUCAAGGUCAAUAUUGUCGCAUAUGCCGUCAAGGACAAGACCCAGCUUCAAGGCUCUACUGCUGGUUACGAGGUCUACACUGAACUCGACGCUGACGGUGUCCCUAUGUGCCCUGUCGCCUGUGCUCGUGAUGCUCAUCUUGAUGGCGACUAUAGUGGCUGCAAGGCUGGUGCUGACCGCCACUACGACCACUCUCUCUGGUUGAAGGAUGGUCUUGAGGGUGGUUUUGGUCAUAACUGGGGUCAGGAGGUUGGUCGUGAGUACUUUAUGAACAACCUUGACUCUGACAGCAUCCACAUUCUUUUGCACGAGAUGGGCCAUACUUUUGCUCUCGACGAUUUCUAUGACUGGACCCCCACUGGUGUCACCAAGUUCAUCAUGCUUGCCGGUGCCUCCAUGGAAAUCACCGACUUUGACGGCUGGAUGUACCGCAACUGGUGGUACUACCUCUCUCAAAAGAACAACUGGAGUUCCAGCAAGUCCAGCAGUAAUGCUGCACCUGUUUCAUCCGAGUCCAAGCCUUCUGUCAACACUGCCGCACCCGUCAAAGCUCCAACCAAGACUGCCAGCCCCAAGCCCAGCACCACCACCACCAAGGCCACCGUCGCUAAACCUACCUCUACCAAGAAGGCUACUGCUACAAAGGUUCCUUCCACCGAAAAGAGCUCUGGUGCCGAGGCUGCUGCUUGGGGUCAGUGUGGCGGUAACAACUGGACUGGUGCCACCAAGUGUGCUUCUGGUACCAAGUGCACCAAGCACAACGAUUACUACUCUCAGUGUGUUGCCAACUAA